GCAGCUGGAGUUCCACACUUCGCCCUGUUCUCCCCGAAAAGCAUACUUAAUAUAAUAACAACAGACCACACGUUUUAGUGAACACCUGUUUUCUUAUUUAUACAGGUUUUCUAUCUGCUAUUGGCAGGUAUGUAGGGAGGUUCACCCUCUGUGCUCAGUGUUCGUUCUGUACAGCAAACUGUGAGAGGGAGAAAGACGCGGAGAAGGAAAAGUCUGGCAGUGCGGUUUUGGAGUUGGAGUUGCAGAGUAAAAGUCUCACAAGCAACUCCAGAGCGCGAGAAGAACAUCUGCAACAAGCGGAAAAAUUCUUCACUUACGAGGAGAAAAAAGAAAAGAUCAAGAAUUAUUGGAGGGAAAGCAUCCUUCUAACACGUGUCUGGUCUCCAUGAGGUGCUGAGGAAUGCUGAGCAGUCGCCAUGGAAACCCAGUCCCAGGCCAGUUCUGCCGCUGAGAAGAAAAAGAGGGUGGAGACAAUCGUGGCGACCAAGGGUUCGUCGGCGCGUGCCGACGUCAGCGAGAAAGCCGUGGCCUCGAGCACAACGUCCAACGAGGAUGAGAGAUCAGGCACGCCAUACCACCCCCACCAUCACCAUCACCGCGAGAGACGUAAUGCCAUCAGUACCCAGGCCCCCACGCCCGGCGCCCCUGGCAGUAAGCUGGGCGAGGAGCCGUCCACCUCCACGGAAGAGCGGCCCUCCCUUGUGAAGAAGGAGCUGCACAGUUCGCUGCCGCACCUGUCGGACCAUGCGCUGCCCUACCGCGGCACACUGUUUGCCAUGGAUCCGCGCAAUGGAUACAUAGACUCCCACUACCCACCGCCACAGUUCUUCCCCACCUUUCAUCCCCCGGUUCCCAUCGAUGACAGACACGCCCAGGGACGAUACAUCUACGAGCCGUCCCCAGUUACCCCGUUACACGUUCUGUGUAGGCCUCCCUCGCUGGCCGGAAGUCCGGCGUUCUCGGACAUCUCCCUCAUCCGGAUAUCGCCCCACCGGAACCCCUCGGUGGGAGCAGAGUCUCCCUUUAACCCUCCGCACCCCUACAUUAACCCCUACAUGGACUACAUACGCUCGCUUCACUCCAGCCCCUCCCUCUCCAUGAUCUCUGCAGCCAGGGGUCUCAGCCCUGCAGACGCCCCUCAUACAGGCCUGACCACAACAGAGUACUACCAUCAAAUGGCUCUCCUGGCGGGCCACCGCAGCCCUUACACGGACCUCCUCCCCUCUGUUGCAUCCACGGCCGGAGCCACCAGCAGCGCCCUGCACAUGGAGUAUCUCCAGGCCAUGGAGAGCUCUCGGUUCCCCAGCCCCAGGCUGACAGCGAGACCCAGUAGAAAGCGGACCCUGCCCAUCUCCCCACUGUCGGAGCACAGCUUCGACCUGCAGACCAUGAUCCGCACCUCGCCCAACUCCCUGGUCACCAUCCUCAACAACUCCCGCUCAAGUUCCUCCGCCAGCGGUUCCUACGGACACCUUUCCGCUGGGGCCAUCAGCCCGGCGUUGAGUUUUGCCUACCCCCCGACCCCUGUGGCUCUCCAGAUGCAUCAGCAGCUGCUUGGCCGGCAACCGGGGAUGGUGGGCUCCGCAUUUGGCCACAGUCCGCCCCUUAUCCACCCCUCCCCGGCGUUCGCCACCCAGCGGCCCAUCCCCGGCAUCCCUCCUCCUGGGCUCGCCCCCAGUGAGCGCUCCGUCAUCUCCAACGACUCCUCACAGACAAAGCCUACCAGUGAGUCAGCAGUGAGCAGCACAGGGGAUCCCAUGCACCACAAGCGCUCCAAGAUCAAACCGGACGAGGAGCUACCCAGCCCAGAAGCCGACCAUCCAGAUGGGAUGACUCUUGUGAAGGAGGAAGGGGACAAGGAUGAGAGCAAGCAGGAGCCAGAGGUGGUGUACGAAACCAACUGCCACUGGGAGAGCUGCCAUCGGGAGUAUGACACGCAGGAACAGCUAGUGCAUCACAUCAACAAUGACCACAUUCACGGGGAGAAAAAGGAGUUUGUGUGUCGCUGGGAGGAGUGUUCACGGGAGCAGAAGCCCUUCAAGGCCCAGUACAUGCUGGUGGUCCACAUGAGGAGACACACAGGCGAGAAACCUCACCGGUGCACGUUUGAGGGCUGUCCCAAGGCCUACUCUCGUUUGGAGAACUUAAAGACCCACCUGCGCUCUCACACUGGAGAGAAGCCUUACGUUUGUGAACACGAGGGCUGCAACAAAGCCUUUUCCAACGCCUCUGACAGAGCCAAGCACCAGAACCGCACACACUCCAAUGAGAAACCUUACGUGUGCAAGAUCCCCGGCUGCACUAAGCGCUACACGGACCCCAGCUCCCUACGCAAGCACGUUAAGACAGUGCAUGGGCCUGAGGCACAUGUUACUAAGAAGCAGCGUGGCGACGCAUACCCACGCCCCCCGCCGCAGCCCCGGGAGGGGGGCAAUGGACAGGGGAGGUCGCCGGGGCAGCUGGGAGCUUAUGCAGACCAAAGGGAGUACAACCACACUACCUCGAAACAGGAUGAAUGUCUGCAGGUCAAAUCCAUCAAGACGGAGAAACCCAUGACGUCUCAGCCAAGCCCUGGCAGUCAGUCUACAUGCAGCAGUGACCAGUCCCCCAUCAGCGCCUAUCCAGGCCGUGGAGUCCAGCUUGCUGUGAGGGGAGGGGGGGUGGGACCGAGCGAGGGGCUGGGAGAGGAGGACGGAGAGCUGGAGGACGAGGAGGAGGAUGAGGAAGAUGAGGAAGGUCUGGGCGCCUGCGAUGCCCCCGUCAUGGACUCCACAGUGUCAACGGCCACUGCGGCCACCCUCGCGCUGCAGGCGAGGAGGAACAUCGGCCGGCCCAUGAGGUGGAUGGAGCACAUGAAGAUGGAGAGGCUAAAGCAGGUGAACGGAGGAGGGGCCCCCAGGUUGGGCUCCUUGUCCCCCACGCCGCCCCCCAAGGGCCCAACCGUGCUGCCUGUCAUCUUAGGGAAGGGUCCAUGCCUGGGGAGGUUAGCCCAUCCCCAGCCUCCCCCUCGUCCGGAGCUGGGCAGCACAGAGCUGACGGUCCUCAGUCUACUCCGCGGCAUUGAGCGCCAUGACCGGCGAGACAGCAGCGGCAGCGCCACUAGCUCAGCCUACCUGAGCAGCAGCCGUCGAUCCUCUGGCAUCUCGCCAUGCUUCUCAUCACGGCGCUCCAGCCAGACCUCCCAGAGCGAAGCGACCAACACCCCGGGUCACCACCGCCGCCACCACAACCUUAGCUCCACUGACUCCUACGACCCCAUCUCAACGGAUGCAUCGCGCCGCUCUAGUGAGGCCAGUCAGUGCGGCGGAGCCGGUGGGGGCGUAUUUGUGAGUGGAGGGUGGGCGGGAAUCGGCGGAGGCUCCAAGGGGAUGCUCAAUCUUACGCCGGCACAGCACUACCACCUCAAGGCAAAGUACGCUGCUGCCACAGGCGGCCCGCCCCCAACACCGCUGCCCAACAUGGAGCACAUUAGCCUGAAGACCCGCAUGGCCAUGAUGGUGGAGGGCCAGGACGGCGGUGGGAGCAACCAUGCACUGCCCCCGCUGGUCAGGCCGCGUCGCUGCAGCGACGGAAGCACCACCAACGGUUAUGGGGUCCACAGCGGAAGCCGAGAUUACCGCCGACGGAUCCUUUAUCCGGGUGAAGGCCCAGGGAAUGGCUCGGACCGGAGAGCCAGUGACCCCGUGCGCACCCACACUCAGAAUGCUCACUCUGAGUUCUUCGGGCUUCCCCAAGUCCAACGCUUCAGCAGCCUCAAUGACAUCCACCCUCUGCCCCCACUCCAGCAUCCUACAGCAGAGGGUCGCAGCUUCAGCCUGCAGAACUACACGCGCUCUGAGGGUAAUAUCCAGCGGGGAAGCCUCCACUCUCCCUGCCCCCCAAGUAUCAUGGAGCAUGCAGCCCUAGAGGCUCUGGCAAUGGAACAAGAGGGUACCCUGUCGCUGGGCGAUGAGGACAUGCUGCCGGAUGACCUUGUACAGUACCUCCGCUCCCAGGACCAGACGGGCUCCUAUAACAAUAAUCUGGAGAAUCACGGAGCUGGGGAAAACGGACACCUUUCUGGGGGGGAGUUGCAAGACCAGGGCCCGGUGUUGGACCAGUGCUUCCUUAGCCUCCGGCAGUCCCAGGGACUUGAGCAAGAAAGCCCCAGUAAAGACGGCAUGCCCAUUCAGUGGAAUGAAGUGAGCUCCGGAAGCGCUGAGAGGUCCCCACAGAGGCAGGGCCAGGCACAGCAGAGGUGUAGCCGCUGGGCCACGUCAGAGCAGCAACAAGCAACAGCUGGCUCUCGGUUUGGACGGUUUGGGAACAUGGUGGUGCAGCAGCAUCAACCCUUCACCAGAGACUUCCAGAUCCAACACUGCACCCAGCAAGGUGUUGGUCAUCUCCAACUUCAGCCACAAUGCAGAGUCAAUGGCGACGUAAAAUUAGAAUCGACCACCCACUCCUGCAUGGAGAUGAGAGGGAAUGGCCAUCACCCUUUGAAUGCUUUUUUGCGGCCAGACUUCUCCCAGAUCUCUGUAGGGCCUUUGCCCCAGGGCUAUGGCCAGCAGCAGUACCAGAACCAGACUCAUGGAACCUCCCGACAGACCGGAAACAACCUGCUCCUUAGCCGGGUCUCCAUGGACAGCCUCUCCCAGGCCCCGGCGCUCCACCACCCUCAGGCCCAGGCGCUCCACCACCCUCAGGCCCCGGCGCUCCACCUGCAGCAUACCAAUAGCAGCUACAGACACCCGGCUAGAACGCCACAGUUCACAGAGCAUCAACAACAAAACACCAACAACGAAUGCCAUGCCAACCUCACCCAGCAGAACCUUGCCCAACAGAACCUGAGGAACCAAGAAAGUCACUGUUCCCUGGCCCACCAGGUGUCCGGCCUGAAACUGGAGACUCCUGACCAGGGGUACCUGGACCAGCGCUUUGACCCUGGAGAUACCAAGGCACCUUCCUUCUCACCCCCGGAGGAGCAGUGUCUGCUUGAGAACAUGACGGAGCAGGUUGGGCAGGACUCGGCCCCAGCCUCUCUUCUCUCCCCGGGUGCCGACCAGGUGACCAGCACAGUAGACAGUGGUGCAUGCAGGUCAGCUGAUGUGCUAGACGACGUAGUGGCACUGGAUUUCGGGGCCAUGCUGGAGGACGUGGGGCUAGGCUUUGACCAGGGGAGUCUGGUGUCGGGGGUGAUUAGCCCUUCCAUCUUUCAGGGUCUGUCACGGACCUCGUCCCGUCUCACCACCCCCCAGGCGUCCGCCACCUUCCAUAGCGCAAACGGAAUGGUUCCCUCCAACCUCAGUAACAUGGCCAUUGGAGACAUGAGCUCCCUGCUCACAACCCUCGCAGAAGAGAGUAAGUUCCUGGCCAUCAUGCAGUAACUAAUGCCCUCCCUCCUUCUCUCCUGAGAGAUCAAUGGUGUAGUUGUCUGUGGGUAAACGGAUGUCCGUUUCUGGUGAUGAAGUUUAGUUCCCUGUAUUUUCAAUGCGUUUCUCCACAAAAAGUGGGUUGUGUAAAAGCAAAAAAGGCAGGUGCACUGCAUUUACCCCCGACUACACCACUGUGUGGGUUAAAAGUCAUGGAUUUAAAAAAGGAUUAAAAGGAUUAAUGUAAGGAACUGAGUACAGAUUAAAGACAGCAACACUUACUACAAAGCAACAAAUUAUGACAAUUUAUUAUACUUGCGUAAGUGUUACCAGAAACAGAUUUGUUGCCAAACAGAUUUAUUUUGUAAAACUGGCAUCUUGUCUCUUCCAAGGCAGGAGAUGUGUCAAAGUAUGUAUAGAUAUAUAGAUAUAUUCCUUUUGUGGAAUGAAGGCUAUUUUUGGAAGCCCUUCCCUUUGUAGUACUUUAUGAUGGUAAGCGAGAGGCCUUUGGUGGCCUCUGUGGGUUUGUCCUUUUGAAACAGUAUUCUGUGUAUCGUCACAGUUUUUUUUUUUUACUGUACACUGUUGAUAUAAAUGCAUGUUGUAUUCAAGGUCAAACAUAAACACUGUCUUUAUAAGUACAUAGACUAGUCCAUGUGCCAAGUUUCUAAUCCAAUUGGAUGUGCCAUUUACCAUUUUGGUGCAACGGACGCCUCAUAUAAAUCCUCAUGUCAGCGGGUCAUGGCAAGGCAAAGGCCAAAUCAAUGAAAAAAGACCCUUGUGUUGUCUUUCUAUACAGUAUUUACUUGUUUUUACAAUGAUAUUUACACCUUUGCUAUCAUCAUUUUGUUAGUAUGUUAUUUUGCAAAUAUGUAAGUGUUAGUGUUUCACUGUGUAUAUCAAUUCUUACCAAUUGCUGGUGUGUUUGAGUAUGGUGGAAAUAAUGAGUAAAUGUGUUAAAAGACCACACUUCAAAGUCUUAAAAUACCCAAACAUAACAUAGCAGUUUAGUUCAUACACCAAUGGCAUGAUCAAAUCAUCUGUAAUGUUACUCACAGGUGUAUAUAUAUAAUAAUGUUUAGUUUUUUUCUGUUAAAAUCAGCUCUUGCAAAGCAGUACAAUUCAUUUUAAAAACAUUUGGUUUCAAUCAACCAUUAAUUCAAGGGUAGCACACGAUUUACUGACAUAUAAAGGGUACCAUUUGUGUGUUUCUGUGGUUUUUAUCCACCAUUGUAUUUGAACAUUUUCGAAAUUAGAUUCUUUUAAUGUCUAUUAGACAUUUGUAAUGGAUCAACCAUAUUCUAUUCUCCAAAGGAGUAUACUAUAAUACAGUAAUUCCUGCCACUAGGAAGUGCAGCGACUCUUUAAACAGUGUUAGUAUCAUCUUAAAGUCCCACAACACAGUGUACAGUAUAUUAAAUAGUUUCCUAUAUUCUUCAGUGGCAAAAACUAUGAGGUACAGAAUUGUUUUGGUGUUUUUUGGUACUUUUUGUCUUUUUGUAGUUGUGCAUCAGUCAUUUUGUUUUGAAAGAGGUAAGAACUCAUUCCUUCGUGAAAGGACCGGAGGGAAUGGCCAUGAGGUAUGUGCCUUAAAAUCUGCCUGUCAGAAAAGAAAAAAGAUCACUGCCAAUCUUCCCAUGUUAGUCACAAAAAAGACGUGUUGUAAGACCUGUACAAUUUACAUACACAUUUACAUAAAAAAAGGAUUAUCAAAAAGGUUGAGAUGUGUGAAAUGCAUUAGACUUCCUUUUUUAUUAUUGUUUUCUUCAUUUUCUUGCCUUUUUUAUACUUACAUGUAAAUACAUUACUCUUUCUGUAGGUUUAGCUCAGAUAUGAGGAUGAGGCACAAGGGGCCACUAAAGAAAUGACUCUUACAACAGGGAUUCCCAGACCCGGGUUGGUUCUAGUCCAAGCAGAUUUGGCUCAGACUGGUGGGCGGAGUGCCCAGCACUGCCCGUUUACCAGAAGAGCCACUUUGCUCUUUUAUAACAGACCACAAAUGUUUGUAUGGUUUUAAUUAAAGAAAAAGGAAAUUAUAUUUCAAGUCUCCUGUCUUGCAUGUGUGCUGGUUUGGAUAAGAUUUAAACCCUUAAAGAUGGAUGUGGACGAAAUUAUUAAGAAUGUAUAAUAAAGUCACUGUCCUGGAAAUGGUAUUAAAUGCCUAAGCAA
Esox lucius (northern pike) is the source of this 7520-nucleotide messenger RNA. It is a transcript of the gene gli3, whose product is annotated as GLI family zinc finger 3. The transcript is spliced from 15 exons. The coding region runs from base 417 to 5366 and encodes 1649 amino acids. The record is from RefSeq and is a predicted model, not a curated record. Gene Ontology annotation, molecular function: RNA polymerase II cis-regulatory region sequence-specific DNA binding; DNA-binding transcription factor activity, RNA polymerase II-specific. Lineage: Eukaryota; Metazoa; Chordata; Actinopteri; Esociformes; Esocidae. Gene Ontology annotation, cellular component: nucleus. Gene Ontology annotation, biological process: smoothened signaling pathway; regulation of transcription by RNA polymerase II.